AUGGAGCGAGCACACUCUCUUCUUACCAGCACCACCCGAUCUAUCAGCAGCAGUCGAUCCAGUACUCGCUCAUCUCGUUCAAAUUCUUUGUACUUGGCCACACCAGGGCAUGAGAAAGGGGAGUUCAUUCUCCCAGCGCCAUCCACAACGAUUCACCAGCCGAAGAUCCGGGUACGGGCGAUUCUGGGCCAUUGCCUCUACCGAAGGGUUGUGAUAUGGACAGUCACCAUCUCAUUACUGCUUGGGCUUGCUUAUCUCAACACCCCAUUAUACACACGCGAUGGCAAGAUUCUCGCCGAUGAUUAUAGGAUAGGCGGGCUGGGGGGCGAGCCAAACAAGCAGGGAACCGUGAUACCGAAUGAGGAGAUGCCCGAGAUUGACAGCAGCAUGCCGCCAUGGCUCAAAUUCAAGCACCUCAACGGCUACUUCAACGGCCUCAAGUCUAUCGUUCCGUUUGUCAACCACACAGCAGAGUAUCCCAACGCCUCAUUUCCGGCACCUGUCACUACAGUGCCUAUCUAUCAUGACACCCCUCCAACUCCCACACCUUAUUCUGCUUACCCAGAUUAUGAGUCUCGCCAGUACCAGAAGGAGCAUCACGCUGUCAAGGAGUGCUUCCUCGAUGAUGAGGACAAGAUUGCGGUUCCAGAUAUUUUUGCCUAUGAUGGCGUUCCUCAAAACCAGCCCGACCCAGCUAUCGGCUCUCACACAGUACUGGGGCUGCGCAACGACAUUUGCUUCGACCGUUUCGGACGCUAUGGCCCCUACGGUCUCGGAUACGACAUCCGCGAGGGAGGCACCUCUCAAGGAAUGGAUACCGAACAGGAGGGUGCCGACAUCGUUUGGUCCAAGACGGGUCGAAUUAACUACAGCCGCGUCGAUUGGGGCUCUGCCCAGGAGCGAUGCGUUGAACGUAACAGCGCCCGUUUCCGCAACAGCACCAAGGAAGUCGGCACUUCGUACGACUCAGUUUACAGCGAACCCGACACCACCGAGGCGGGUCUCAAGAAGAUGGACCGCAUCGCCGUCGUUAUUCGCACCUAUGUCGGUUUCGAGUGGACGCAGCUUGCUAUUGUCAAUUUCCGGGCCAUGAUCUCUGAGCUCUCACUGAAAUCCGGCGGAGAAUACACCGUGCAUUUCCUUUUGCAUGUCAAGGACAAUGAGGCACCUAUUUGGUCAGACCCGUCCGUCGUCCAAAAAAUUCUCGACGACAACGUGCCUACUGAGUUCCACGCUCUCUGCACGCUUUGGUCCGAGGCCGAGAUGAAACUCUACUAUCCAGGACAUUUCGCCGACGCCCUCGAAAACCCUUCUAACGCCGACAUUCACGGUGUUUAUCGCAGCGCCCAGAUGCCCCUGCAGGUGUUUGCCCUUCAGCACCCUGAAUACGCUCACUUUUGGAACUGGGAGAUGGACAUGCGCUAUAUCGGUUCUUACUACGAACUUCUCGACCGUCUCGGCUCAUGGGCCCGCAAGCAGUCCCGCACUCUCCUCUGGGAGCGCUCGUCGAAGUACUACAUCCCCUCCGUCCAUGGCUCCUGGGACGAAUUCGCCAACGUCGUCGAGAAGGAGCUCAACGCCUCCGGUCGCCGCGCUAUUCUCGGUCCCCAGAUUUUCCCCGGUCGCAUGUCCCUGAGGUCCGAGGAGGCCGGUGUCUCCGUCAUGCCGGCCUCUUGUGCCCGCGGUGGCGACCCUGCCGAGUGCGGCGUUGGUGAAGAGGCCGAUCUUAUUACGCUCAACCCGCUGUUUGACGCCGAUGAGUCCGGCUGGGUCUUUGCUAAGGAUGUUACCGGCUACGAAAUGGUAUUUGCCCCUCCUCCGCGCCGUUGCUCCAUUGUCACUGCCUCCCGCCUCUCACGCCGUCUGCUGGCGGCCAUGCACGAGGAAAUGUGGCGUAUGCAUCACAGCAUGUUCUCUGAGAUGUUCCCGGCCUCAAUGGCCCUGCAUCACGGGUUCAAGGCUGCUUACGCACCACACCCGGUCUACCUUGACCGCGCGUGGUACCCCUUCGAUACUAUCGAGAAGGCUUUUAACGGUGGCCGCGACGGCACGACUGGUGGCCACGGCAGUCCUUUCGAUCUGAAGAACGAGCAUAACCACAAGGGUACUAGCUGGUACUACAAUUCCGAAUUCGCGGGUCUGCUUUGGCGCCGCUGGUUAGGCUACGCCCAGAUGGACGGUCGCGGCACCAACGGCGGCCGUGCCAACGAGGGCACGCUCCGCGGUGGUAUGACAGACGAGUCCCACAAAGACAGCUCGGGACGUCUCUGCAUGCGCAGCAUGCUUGUCCACCCUAUCAAGUGGGAGAACCCAAUCGAGAGAGCAUAG
Molecule: messenger RNA, 2328 nt
Organism: Colletotrichum truncatum
Lineage: Eukaryota; Fungi; Ascomycota; Sordariomycetes; Glomerellales; Glomerellaceae
Source: RefSeq, a predicted model, not a curated record